ACACUUAUCUUCUUCAAUUCAUUCUUUAUAUAUAAAAACUUCCCUCCCCCCUCUUCCCACCACCACCACCACCACCACCACCAAAGAUGAAAGUCUUUGUUGUGCUCUUCCUCCUCCUCCUCCUCCUCCAAUUCUCAACCCUGCACGUACUCUCGUGCUCGCCUACCACAAAAUUUCAUAGCAAAAGUAUCGAUUACAUAAAAAAAUCAUGUGCUGCAACUAUCUAUAGAAGGCUUUGCUACAGGUCCCUCUCAAUCUACGCUUCAAAAAUUGAUGCCAACCCCAAAUUAUUAGUCCGUACCGCUCUCAAUGUUACUCUUAAAGCAACCAAAUCUACAUCAAGAUUGAUGAAGAAGCUGUCAAGAAUCCAUGGGUUGAAGCCCAGAGUAGCUGCUGCCAUGGCGGAUUGUUUGGAAGAGAUGGCCGAUUCUGUUUUUGAGAUUCGAAAUUCAUUGGCAGAAAUCGAUCAUAUCAUCAGAGACGACCCAGAUUUCGCGCUUGCGAUUAGCGAUAUUCAAACCUGGGUGAGCGCUGCCUUGACUGAUGAGGAUACUUGCAUGGAUGGUUUUGAAGGGAAGGCCAUGAAUGGAUAUGUUAAGACCAGGGUUCGAAGACAUAUUAUUAAGGUUGCUCAUUAUACAAGUAAUGCUUUGGCUCUCAUCAACAGAUUUGCCUCCACGCAGGAAAACCCAUCUUGAUUUUCUGUUUGAUUCUUGAGAAAACAAAAUCUUGGUGCGGAUUGUCUUGUGUAAGAAUCCAGUAUUUCUUUCCUCUCUCCCACUAGAAGCCUAAUUAUAUAGACUGUCAUAGUUACUUGUUUGAUUUGCUUUACAAUAGAAUAUGGGGCAAUCUAAAUUGCUAGGAUACGGUAAAAUGGUUGCUGAAUUAUGUGAAUUUUGAGUAGCUGCAAAUCUUCUGAAUAUAAAUUAAUGUAAAUUAGGUGAGGUGUUAAUUAGAAAUA
Molecule: messenger RNA, 961 nt
Organism: Carica papaya (papaya)
Lineage: Eukaryota; Viridiplantae; Streptophyta; Magnoliopsida; Brassicales; Caricaceae
Product: pectinesterase inhibitor 10
Biological process (GO): negative regulation of catalytic activity
Molecular function (GO): enzyme inhibitor activity
Source: RefSeq, a predicted model, not a curated record